AAACACGGGUGGUAGAAAUGGUCCAGAAACUGGGGGAAACUGGCGCAGAGGGUAGGUGGUGCUUUUCAUGAGACCCCUCACUGGGAACAAACCUGGCUUAGGUGUGGGUCAAGAGGCCACCGUGAUCUGCUACUGUGUUUUGGGGUGGUUUUUUUCCUUCUUUCUUUUUCUCCGGGGAGGGGAAGGACCUCCCCAUUACCGUCUCCUAACUGGUAGGGAGGCGGGGUCCGGGCACAGGGAGGGGUGGCGGAGGAGGAGCCCACUCCGCCCCAUCCUGUCCUGCCUGGCUGGGGCUCCCAGGACUCUCCGCUCUUCUUCGCUGCCGCCCCCCACCCCCGGCAGCACGACCCAUUGCCCACGCGUACCCACGGGUGCCCACGCCCCACGUCCUGCCAUGGCACCCAAGCUCCUCCUGCUCCAGCCACCGCUGUUGCUGCUGCUGCUUCUGCUGCUGGGAGGCACGGGGAGCCUCGCUGAGCCCGGGGAUGAAACUGAAAGUUCCAUCCGGACCCUCCAGCUAGAGAUCCUGGUGGAGCCCCCGGAGGCCUGCAGUGAGUCCGCUGCCUUGGGAGAUACGCUGCACAUUCACUAUACGGGCAGCCUUGAAGAUGGACGAAUAGUUGACACCUCCCUGACCAGGGACCCCUUGGUUAUAGAGCUUGGCCAAAAGCAGGUCAUCCCAGGCCUGGAACAGAGCCUGCUGGACAUGUGUGUGGGAGAGAAGCGAAGGGCAAUCAUUCCCCCUCACUUGGCCUAUGGAAAACGUGGAUUCCCCCCAUCUAUCCCAGGGGAUGCAGUGCUGCAGUUUGAGGUGGAAUUGGUCGCCUUGGUACGAGCCAGCUACUGGCAAAAACUGGUGAAAACUCUCUUUCCUCUUCUGGGCAUGUGUCUGGUACCAGCCCUCCUGGGUCUCAUUGGCUACUACCUGUACAGCAAAGCCAGCAUCCCCAAGAUCUCUAAGAAGAAGCUCAGAGAGGAGAAGAAAAACAAAAGCAAAAAAAAAUAAAACUUCUUCCCUUAUA
This is a messenger RNA of Vombatus ursinus (common wombat), 1022 nucleotides long. RefSeq names its product FKBP prolyl isomerase 11 (gene FKBP11). Gene Ontology annotation, molecular function: peptidyl-prolyl cis-trans isomerase activity. Gene Ontology annotation, biological process: protein peptidyl-prolyl isomerization. Lineage: Eukaryota; Metazoa; Chordata; Mammalia; Diprotodontia; Vombatidae. The record is from RefSeq and is a predicted model, not a curated record. Bases 68 to 1006 code for a protein of 312 amino acids. The transcript has 6 exons.